Molecule: messenger RNA, 861 nt
Organism: Piliocolobus tephrosceles (Ugandan red Colobus)
Lineage: Eukaryota; Metazoa; Chordata; Mammalia; Primates; Cercopithecidae
Gene: DNAAF19
Product: dynein axonemal assembly factor 19
Exons: 3
Coding region: 1-729 (242 amino acids)
Biological process (GO): epithelial cilium movement involved in extracellular fluid movement; inner dynein arm assembly; determination of left/right symmetry
Cellular component (GO): outer dynein arm
Source: RefSeq, a predicted model, not a curated record
AUGGAAAGGAAUGACAUCAUCGACUUCAAGGCUUUGGAGAAAGAGCUGCAGGCUGCACUCACUGCUGAUGAGAAGUACAAACGGGAGAAUGCUGCCAAGUUACGGGCAGUGGAACAGAGAGUGGCUUCCUAUGAGGAGUUCAGGGGUAUUGUCCUUGCAUCACAUCUGAAGCCACUGGAGCGGAAGGACAAGAUGGGAGGAAAGAGAACUGUGCCCUGGAACUGUCACACUAUUCAGGGAAGGACCUUCCAGGAUGUGGCCACUGAAAUCUCCCCGGAGAAAACCCCCGUCCAGCCAGAGACCUCUGCUGACUUCUACCGUGAUUGGCGACGACACUUGCUAAGUGGGCCAGAGCGCUACCAGACUCUACUGCAGCUUGGGGGUCCAAAGCUGGGCCGCCUCUUCCAGACAGAUGUGGGGUUUGGACUUCUCGGGGAGCUGCUGGUGGCACUGGCUGAUCACGUGGGGCCGGCUGACCGGGCAGCGGUGCUGGGGAUCCUACGCAGCCUGGCGAGCACUGGGCGCUUCACACUGAACCUGAGCCUGCUGAGCCAGGCAGAGAGAGAGAGCUGCAAGGGCUUGUUUCAGAAGCUGAAAGCCAUGGGCGUCCCCAGAUCCAUGAAGGAGGGGCUCAGCUGGGAGGAGCAGGGUCUGGAGGAGCAGUCUGGUGGGCUCCAGGAGGAGGAGAGGCUCCUGCAGGAGCUGCUGGAGCUGUACCAGGUUGACUGAUGCGACAAGCUACUCUCAGAGGUCCCGGUGGUCACUGGAGCCAGUUUUUUGGUUGUUGUCUUGGGGGUUCUGCAGGACCGUAAUAAGAAACCCACACUUAGUUCUCUACUCAACUUGGAAUUUUCAGAGCAA